This is a messenger RNA of Neohortaea acidophila, 1122 nucleotides long. RefSeq lists its product as uncharacterized. The transcript has a single exon. Bases 1 to 1122 code for a protein of 373 amino acids. NCBI's taxonomy places the organism in Eukaryota, Fungi, Ascomycota, Dothideomycetes, Mycosphaerellales, Teratosphaeriaceae. The record is from RefSeq and is a predicted model, not a curated record.
AUGACACUCGACUACCUCGCAUACCAGACCAUUCGAGCUUGCUUCGCCAGCCGCAAUCGCAGCAGCAACGACGACGACUCCCACCUCUCGCUCGGCCCCAAUAUCGCCAUGUCGGACACUUUCCUGUCGAUUUUCAAGGCGCGACACCCGACCUUUGAGCCUGACGCCGAGCUCCGCUUUCGUAUCUUGCUGUUGCAAAUGACCACCCUCUUCACGCAACGCCUUACAUCCAACCCUGCGACUCCGCCACUAUCUGCGCUGCUGGAGCUGCGCGAGACAAACAAGAGACGUGCCACUGCAUGGAUUAAGAGCUCGGGGGAUGCAAACUUGUUGGCUCUCCGCACAAGCACAUUGCCUUCGGAGCAAAUCAUCUCCCAGCAAGAGCUCGAACGUAACCGCGCACACGUGUUGCACCUGCUAGAGCUCCCCGCGGAAGACGAGGACUCCGACGCGGCCUUCUAUGGUACACCAACGUGCGUCUCUCUUCUCGACCUGCUCCCUUUGUUCAUGCAAAUCUCCGCUGCGCGUAAUGCGAUGAGCGGCAGCAACUUGACCGACCGCUGGAUGCGGUUGGCUGGCGAGUUCAUGCUACAGGCUUGUCUGGAGCAGAGCUUGGUAUACGGAGGGAUGGCGCUUGAGCGAGCAAUGGCGGAAGCUUUUGCGUGGGGCUACCUGGGCGACCUUGAGGAUGUGGACAUGGACGGCGCUGGACAGAAUGAUGACACGAAAGACCCCAUCAACAUCGAGGUGAAUGCGAUGUUCGAGGACGAAGAGUACACCGCCGAAGUGGAGGGAUGGAAAGAGUUGCGCGCAUCUUCCAUGGAAGAACUACAACCGCCGCUCGACCAUACCCCAAACAGCGGCCAGGACGAGCGUCCAUCUCCAGCAACGCAUCUCGAGACAAUCGCCAACAACCACUCCAUUGCAGAAUUUGAGUCAUCCAUGCUCGAAUUCCUGCAAGCCAUCUCAAACAGUAUUCCAGAGCCGGUGCUCGUGCAGGUGGAAAAGGGACAACUAAGCGGCAUGACGAAACAGGAAACAAGCGACUUCCUGAUGGAGUGCGGGAUCAGCCUCGCGACUUUCUUCCGUGCGCCGGUCGGGUUCAAGGGUCCGCCAGAUUGA